This is a messenger RNA of Oncorhynchus kisutch (coho salmon), 7416 nucleotides long. RefSeq names its product BRD4-interacting chromatin-remodeling complex-associated protein. The coding region runs from base 131 to 6280 and encodes 2049 amino acids. The record is from RefSeq and is a predicted model, not a curated record. Gene Ontology annotation, biological process: positive regulation of DNA-templated transcription. Lineage: Eukaryota; Metazoa; Chordata; Actinopteri; Salmoniformes; Salmonidae. Gene Ontology annotation, cellular component: SWI/SNF complex. The transcript is spliced from 15 exons.
CGCAACAAUACAUUUGAACAGGCGAAGUCAGCAGGCGUCUGUUUCCUGCCUGUAGCUGGGUCCUGUAUGGAAGCCCGUGCGAGGCUGUCCCGGAGACCCCGCGCUGCCUGCACCUCUCGUCUUGGUUGACAUGGACGAUGAAGAUGGCAGGUGCCUGCUAGAUGUCAUUUGUGACCCAGAAGCACUAAACGAUUUUCUUCAUGGAUUAGACACCCAUCUGGACACUGACGACCUAUUGGAUGGCUCGAGCGAUCCCUCCAGCUCUUUCUUCUCGGGCGCUGGGUGCCACAUUCCAGAGGUCCUGCCCCCAGUCCAGCUGCUGUCCAAUGAGCAGCCAGUCUUGCCCCGGGUCAGUGUGGACCUGGACUUCCUGGAAGAUGAUGUCAUCCUGGGCAAGUCGCCGAGCGGUAGCAACACCAUGGAGCCAUGUGACAUCCUGCAGCAGAGCCUGGCGGAGGCUAACAUUACAGAGCAGAGCCUGCAGGAGGCCGAGGCAGAGCUGGACCUGGGCUCCUUCGACCUCACCAUGCCAGGUCUGACUCAGGUGGUCCAGACCCUGCCCUGUACAGACAUCCUGACUGGGUCUGGAGAGACCGCUGUGGGGGUGGGGCUCCCCAUCUUCCCUGAAGCUCCAGGCUCCUCCGCCACCCCUCCCCAGGCCACAGCUGACAUGCUGGGCUCGGUGCUGGCCCAACAGGGCCUGGAGUUUGGGCCCCAGGUCAUGAACAAGGCCCAGACCAUCAGUAUGCAGCCUUUCAUUCAGCAGGUGGCAGGCCUGGGUAACGUCACCCUUCAGCCAAUCGCCUCCCUCCAGGCUCUACCUAACGGCUGUCAGUCAGGACACCUGGGACUGGGACAGAUACAGGUGAUGGGCCAGCCCACUGUGAUGACUAUGAACCAAUCAGGACAGCCCAUCCUGGCCAAGAGUAUGGGAGGAUACCAGCUGCACCAGCCUGGCCCCGAGGCACAGGGGGCAGGUGGGCAGGGCGGACUGGGAGGGGGACUUCUGAUCCAUGGGGGCAAAGCUACUCUGGGAUCUCCAGUUUUAAACGGCCCGGCGUUGGGCACUAACAGUAACGAUAGCACCAUAACUGCUGCUGGAAGCUUGGGUCAACAGGGGCAGAACCUGAUCAUCCAGCGAACCCCGACCCCCAUCCAGCCCAAACCCCCCCAGGGGGGCUCAGCCAUCCAGCCCAAACUGUUCAAGCAGCAGCAGGCUCAGCCCCACACCCUCCAGAAUGAUGCCAACAAGGCUCUUGGGGCUCAGGUCCCGGUCUCCGCUGCCCAGAAUGUAGCCUUCCUGACAGGCAAGCCUGGCGCCAACGUGGUCCUGGCCUCCCAGGCAGGGCUUCCCCAACAGGCUCUGUUCAAACAGCAGACAGCCCACCACCCCUCUGGGAAAGCACUCAGUGUCCACUUGCUCAACCAGCCUGGCAGCAUCAUGCUGGGGGGGCAGAACCACCAGUUCCUCCUGCCACAGCAGCUAGCUGGGGGUCAAAUCCUCACGCAGCACCCUGGGGGCCACAUCAUCACCUCCCGGGGGCCUGGGGGCCAGCUGAUAGCCAACCAGAUCCUGGCUCAGCACCAGAACAUCAACCUGGGCCAAGUGCUGACUUCUCAGGGCCACCCUCUGCUCCAGGGCCACAUCCAGCUGCAGCCGGGCCAGAUGGGGUUGGGACAUCAGCUCUUCCAGAUGCCUGUCACCCUCUCCCAGAGCCAGAGCCACCCAGUCACGGGCCACCAGGCCCACACAGUGAUUCAGGGCAUGCCCUUGCACAACUCCCUGGCCAUGCUGAGCCAGGUAGAAGGGUUGAGUCCUGCUGUCAGCCUGCAGCCCGCUCUGCAGCCACAGCCAGGGGGCGUUCCCAGCAGCGGGGUGGGUGGGGCUGCUGCCAUUGCACAGGGCCAGCCUGGGGGGAGUGUGCCGAUGCGGGGGAGUUCUACAGACCAGGCAGCCCACCCUGGACAAGCCCCUCAGCCCUCCAUCCUCUCUAUGCAGGCUGGGCCCUCUGUCUCCAUGGCCAUGUCUGUCCCCUCCUCCUCUCCGUCCUUAUCUGUGUCCACCACACUGGUCCCCCACCUAGCCCAGCAGCAUAGCCCCGGGAGCAGGGUGCUCUUCACGGGCCACCAGGGCUCCAGCAUGAUCCUCAGCCAGGAACACCUCCAGAUGUUCCUCCAGCAGGACCAGCGACAGACAGAGAAUGAUCCCGUCCCCACUGUGUCAGUGGGCGUGCCAGCGUCCGUUAUCGUCAGCAGCAACAGCAGCUUUGGCCAAGCCUCCUCGGGCCAUGACAGCCAAUUAGCUGAGACAGCAGUGGUAAACCAGAUGCCCCAGGCGGGUGGCCAGCAGCAGCAACUGAAGCUCCAGAGCCUGUCCCCCUCCCAGCCCCUGGCCUCUCACACUGCCCUUCCUCUGUCGGACAGCCCCCAGCCCUCCCCCCUCCACAUGCAUUCCCCCCAGUCCUGGCCCCCUUCUCAACCCCAGACCCCCGCCCGAUCCUGCACCCCCUCCUCUCUUCCCCCAAUGUUCAUUAUCCAGAACCAGAUACCAGGCCACUCCCAGCCUGCACUACAACAACAACAACAGAUACACCUCCAGCCCCGGCCCCCCUCCCAGCCUGCCCCACAACAACAACAGAUACAUCUCCAGCCCCGGCCCCCAUCCCAGCCUGCUCUCUACGAACCGGAUGUCCCCCCUCCCUCUCGCUCCCCCAAACCCCCCCAGAUCCUCCAGGCCCCUCUGGCAGGCCUCCAGUUCACUGCUAGCCAGGUGGGGGACCCCGGGGGUGGGGUUUUGAAGACCCAGGUCUUAACAGCAGAGCGGCAGCACCGCCUGCAGCUGGUUGGUGCUCAGCCCUCUCCACAACAGAAACACCAGGUGCAACAGAACAUUCUACUACAGGCCAAAAGGCAGCAGCAAAGCCAGCCCCAACCCCAACAGCAUGGUGGUCAACAACAAGACGUGCCUGCUCCUGCCACAGCAUUCAAUGACCUGUUGUCAGGAGCUCAGGUGACCCAGGGGGGCGUGGCUCCAGCUAACCAGCCUGGUCAACAGUCACUACACCAGGCUGUGAAGGUGGGGGGGGUGGAGUCCGUGUCAGGUCUGAGUCAGAUGACCUCUACACAGCAGACUUUCAGCCCUUGUCUGGCCUCUCUACAAACACAGACUGCUGCUAUGAAGUUGCCUUUCAGUAUGGCUAAACCCAGCAAGGAAGCCAGGAUGUUGGAGCAGCUGAGGAAGCAGCAGGGCUCAGUCCUCCACCCAGACUACAGAUCUUCCUUCCAGUGCUUUGAAGACACCCUGACCGGCCUGGUGCCUUACCACCUCUACCAGGGCACUGCCACCCCACCACACGACUACGACAGAGGUACACACACCCUGACCCGCCUGGUGCCUUACCACCUCUACCAGGGCACCGCCACCGCACCACACGACUACCUCAGAGUGGAUGAUGAGUUUGAGAGGGUUUCCAGCCAGCUCCUGAAGAGAACGCAGGCUAUGCUGGAUAAAUACAGACACCUCCUUUUUGAGGAAUCAACGCGCCUUGGCCCGUCAGCUGAGAUGGUAAUGAUGGACAGGAUGUUUAUUCAGGAAGAGAAGAUCUCUCUGGGACAGGACCGCAUCCUCGCCAGAGACAGGCCUGACGAGUAUGUGGCCAACUCAAGGAUGAUGGAGAUUGAGAGUGGAGCUGCCAACAUGGCCCAGUCCAAGCCUCAGCUACAGUCCCAGCUCCACCAUAAGCCUCAGCCCCAUCCUCAGCCCCUGUCCCAUCCUCAGCCCCAUCCUCAGCUCCAUUCCGAGCCCCAGCUCCAGUCCGAGCCUCAUCCUCAGCCCCUGUCCCAGCCCCAUCCUGAACCCCAGCCCCAUCCUCAGCCCCUGUCCCAGCCCCAUCCUGAACCCCUGUCCCAGCCCCAUCCUGAACCCCUGUCCCAGCCCCAUCCUGAACCCCUGUCCCAGCCCCAUCCUGAACCCCUGUCCCAGCCCCAUCCUGAACCCCUCUCCCAGCCCCAUCCUGAACCCCAGCCCCAUCCUCAGCCCCUGUCCCAGCCCCAUCCUCAGCCCCUGUCCCAGCCCCAUCCUGAAUCCCUGUCCCAGCCCCAUCCUGAACCCCAGCCUGAACCCCUGACCCAGCCCCAUCCUGAACCCCAGCCCCAUCCUCAGCCCCUGUCCCAGCCCCAUCCUGAACCUCAGCCCCAGUGGUUUGAGCCCAGCCCCGUAAGGAGUGUUGUUGCCCCUGCUCCAGCCCCAACACCGAUCCCGGACCACUUCCCCUCCACCAAGCUGGUGAUAAAGCAGGGAGGAGCGGGGGCGUCUGUCUCCUGGUCCAGCUCCCCAGCUCCUGUGGCCAGGCCGGGGUCAGGGGUUAGACAGACAGCCGACACCCAGAGUCACAGCUCCUCCUUCAGCCGCGCUCCUCCACCUCCCUCCCGUCACUCACCCCACCACCCUUUCUCCUCCUCUCGUCCAGUUGAGGAUGAUGAUACUCUCCCCCGGAGGACCAGUAAACCCCCCAUGAAGACGUACGCCGGCCGCCCACGCAUCGGCUUGAAGCUCAAGAUCAAGCAGGAGGCGGGGUUUAGUAAGGUGGUGCAUAACACCGCCCUCGACCCGGUCCACACACCAUCCACACCCAACCCUAAGCCACAGCCACUCCCUACCACCCUGCCCCACCCGGCGCCGCCACUCCCUACCACCCUGCCCCACCCGGCGCUGCCACUCCCUACCACCCUGCCCCACCCGGCGCCGGCACUCCCUACCACACGAGCCCAACCGGCGCCGGCACUCCCUACCCCACGACCCCAACCGGCGCCGGCACUCCCUACCACCCUGCCCCACCCGGCGCCGGCACUCCCUACCACCCUGCCCCACCCGGCGCCGGCACUCCCUACCACACGACCCCAACCGGCGCCGGCACUCCCUACCACCCUGCCCCAACCGGCACCGGCACUCCCUACCCCACGACCCCAACCGGCGCCGGCACUCCCUACCACACGACCCCAACCAACGCCGGCACUCCCUACCACACGACCCCAACCGGCGCCGGCACUCCCUACCACACGACCCCAACCGGUGCCGGCACUACCUACCACACGACCCCAACCGGCGCCGGCACUCCCUACCACACGACCCCAACCGGCGCCGGCACUCCCUACCACCCUGCCCCACCCGGCGCCGGCACUCCCUAAAGCCCAAACAGCAGCACGAGCCACGCCGCCUUCUAUAACUGUCAUUAGGACUCCUCCCCCUAGCUGUAACACAGCCUCCUCAGCAAUGGUCUCCAUAGCAACCACACAGGCGACCCCCAGCCCACAGAGAGUCACAGCGCCCGCAUCUUCCUCCACGGCUCAGAUGAACGGAGCGUUAGAACAUCACAAUGUGGGUGGAGUCAAGCGUAACCCCGCCUCCACGGCCACUUCCCCUCAGACCACCUGCCGCCUGCCUCUACGGAAGACUUACCGGGAGAACAUCAGCCCCCGCGUCCGACCGGGCGUACCGGGAGGAGGAGGAGACAGUGUCCCGUACCCCCGUCCCUCCCCCUCGCCCCCCAAUUCUCCCCCCCCACCCUCCUCACCCUCUCCCUCCUCAGAGGGGACAGUGAUCACCAGCAUGAAGCUGGAGAAGAGAGGAGGCAGCCCCAGGGAGGGGGGCUCCCACACAGAGCUCAGCCGGGAUGCCCUGAGGCUGGGGAAAUCCUCCCCCUCCUCUCCUGGCCUAGUGCAGGGCAUCACAAAUACCCAGCAGCAUCUCUCAGACAGAGAGGAGGAGAGGGGGAGAGAAGGGGAUCAUUGGGACAGAGGGGCGGACAUGGGGAGGUAUAAGAGGGUGAGCAGUAAAAACCACCAGAGGUCAGGUGGCGGCGGUGGGGGUGAUACGUUCAGAAUGGACCAGCAUGCCCCUGGGCCCCCUUCCUCGCCGCCAGACACUUCUUGUUACAGAGACUCAUCACUUCCUGCUAAGCGCUGUAAGUCAGACUCUCCUGUCAUGGACAACGCCUCCUUCUCCUCCGGUUCCCCGCCACACGAUGAGUCUCUUAACGAGCACCUGCAGUGUGCCAUCGACACCAUCCUCAACUUGCAGGGCCAGGACCAGGGGCCCACACCGCGCAGAGCCAAAGGGGGCUCCAUCAGGCCACACCACCACCACAGCCAGCGACCCACGGCCCCCCAGCCCUCCUCACACACAUACAGACCCUCAGUCUCCUCUUCAUCUUCAUCCUCUCUGGCCCAUCACUCUCAGGUUGGAGGCAGAGGACUGGUGCCACAGACUCACAGCAGAUAACACACACAACAGUUGGGACUGAAGAGAGGAGAGAGGAAUAACUCACUGCUCUGACAAGCUCAGUUGACCUUGUUUGUCCAUCUGAAUGUUGUUUACUUUACAACAUGACACAAUGCUCACAGUCACUGGAUGGAUGGAUGGUGAUGAAUCUCUGUAAAAAGGUAUGCUUUACUCUGUGGCAGUACCCUCUGCUCUCUCAACUAUGCUCAAUCAUCAGUUUGAUUCAUUUGUCUCCAGUUGUUUUGUAUUAUUGAAGGUUUUCCUUUUUCAUUCCCACUGUAUUCCAUUCCUUAGUCAUCAUGUUAUAGCUGCUGCCUGCCUGUCAUCAUGUUAUAGCUGCUGCCUGCCUGUCAUCAUGUUAUAGCUGCUGCCUGCCUGUCUGUAUAACAAAUAAGACCUGGGUCAUGUUCAGUAGGUAUAAAACAGGAGAAAACUACAGGAACUUGUCCAAUAAUAAGAGAUUUGUUUUUCUGUGACUAAAUGUUUGCUCUACUGAAUAUAAUCAAGGCAAGACUGCAUAGAACUCUCUAAAGCCUCUCUUCAGUAGGUAAACCACACACGGAGGAGGAGAGGCUUGUUUUAGCGAUCUCUUCAUCACUACAGAUCCAUGUCUCUUUUUCCAUAUUCUGACUUCUAUCAUCACCACAAAUACACUUUCUGGUUCCAGCUGUUCAAUUCUUCUUAGCUAGAUGGUUAGGUUGUGUUUCUUUCAAAUACAUGUUGUAGUAUGGUUAAAUGUUGAGGUGGUUGGCUGACUUUCUGGUUGACUGUUGAGCCUGGUGCUCUCUUUAAGAACCCAAUUACUGUAAUGACAAUGAAACAUGUAAUUAUGAAAUCAUGUUAAAACAUGUCCUCUGAUUGUCCUGACCAUGGCUGACGUUCAGUAGGCUAGGAUGCAUUUCAGUUAACAUGGCCACAUUUAUCAAAUCUCUUAUUCUCUCCUUUGCCCCUCUGUCACUGUCCCCCCCCAUCCCUAUCUUCAAAGCCUGUUGGACAAUUCAAACGCAGAAACAUGGACAAACGAACAAUAAUGUACAAAAAAAGAGCAUUUGAAGUAUAGUAUUAGAUUAAUUUUGUAUUGUAUUUAUUGUGUAUAAUGACACUUUAAAAAAUAAAACUGUAAAUUAAAUCUUUUA